AUGUCCUCGCAGAAGCAAGAGAAGACCUUUGACCUGGUAAAGGUAUCGGGACUCACCCCAACCCAGGUGGAGCACCUCCUACUGGCAUUGCUAUGUAUGGAAAAGCGCAAGUCGGUCGAUUGGAACAAGCUCGGCGAGCUUUGCAACGUUACACCCACUUCGGCUAGAACUGUCUUCGGCAAGGGCCGACGCAAGCUUGAGGAAUGGAAGGAGAAGAGAACCGCUGCGAAGGAGGCCAAGCAAGCUGAAGAGGUCGAGGACGAUACCGAGGAUGCUAAUGAGGCUGAUGAAGAUGGAUACGCCGAGAAUGCUGAGAAUUAG
Penicillium expansum is the source of this 321-nucleotide messenger RNA. RefSeq lists its product as uncharacterized. The record is from RefSeq and is a predicted model, not a curated record. The transcript is spliced from 2 exons. Lineage: Eukaryota; Fungi; Ascomycota; Eurotiomycetes; Eurotiales; Aspergillaceae. The coding region runs from base 1 to 321 and encodes 106 amino acids.